CGCCCACAGACAGAGGUGAUCGGCCCUGCCCCCUCAGUGCGCAUGCGCGCGGGGUUGUUACCUGUGCGGCUGAUCUCCUCCUCCUCCUCCGCCGCGCGUGCUAAAUUAUUAUUAACGCCGCAACCGAAUCCUCCUCCUCGUCGUCGCGAGUUCUAUCAUCAUCAGCAGCAGCAGCAAUCACAUCGCCACCUUGAUUACUGGCGAGUCCGUUGUUUUCGCUACGGCGAGGCGGCGAUAAUGGCAGAUUGAUCGUGUAAUUGUUUUGCCGGGUGUUGGGAGCGAGCGAGCGGGCUAGCGGGCGAUGCCGCGGGGCCCAGGAGGAGUGGAAACGGCACCGCAGUGAGGGAUCGCGACUGAGCCCGGUGAGCGGCGUUUCCGUGGUUACCACCGCGGUUACCAUCGUUACCAUCGUUACCAGCGCCUGGGUUGCCGUGGAUACCGUCGCAGAGGUUGUCAACGUUACCGCGGGAGAGGGAUGGAAGCAGGCGUCUGGAAGGAUCUGGGGGGGGGUUCUGCCGAAAGUUACGAUGCCGAACGCGCCAAGGUGAAGGCCACGCUGGCAUGGCUCUUCGCAAAGGCCUAUGGAGCAGAUCUCAUCUCGGUGGACCUGAAAGACCCCUACGGGGACGAUGGGAGGCUGAAGACCUCCGUUGAACGUCUUUUGACCUCGGGGGACGUGUACAGCCGAGUGUGUUCACGUGUGAUGUUAGGGUACAAUACAUCCCCAGGCCACUGGCCUGUCAUUCAGGCCUUGUCCAGGCGAGGCUUGUAUGUGACCGAGGAGGGCGACUACCCGGUGACAGCGUCUGAUCUCCUCCAGAUGCCACUGCGCAUGAGUUCCCACCUCGCGCUGGCCGACUCCAUCAUGCAGGCUUACUGCACUCAGCAGCUGGGUGGCGACAGAGUCACAGCGAGCCUGCAGCGCGUCGGCGUCACCGCGGGGUCGCGCUCACCCGCGGCAGCCUACGGCAACGCAGAGAUGUCCAUCCUGCAGUGGGUCAAUGAGGUUAACGUCAGGUUGUGGGACGUACAGCAGAAGGACGGCAAGCAAGCAGACCUCGCAUCGCACAAGCGCACACAGCGUGGCCCCCCACCAACCCUAAGGAGCUUGCAUGAUGCCACCGACUGCCGCGCCCUCUUGUCCUGCAUCCACUUCUACUGCCCUCGUGCGCUGCCGCUACAAGAAGUGAGGCUCAGGGAGGGCCUCAGCGUUCAGGACAAGUUGCACAAUGCCAGACUGCUCGUUGACUUUGUGCGCGCUCACCUGGGAGACUGUCUACACCUGAAUGAGAGAGACCUUCUCUACCUGCCUCCUCCACUCAAGGUGAACCUGCUGGUUUUCGUGGUGGAGCUGCUGUGGUGGCUGGAUGAGUGCCGGCCAGACUGUGUACAGCCGCUCAUCUCAGAGACACAGGAGGUUUCCAAAGCUCCAAACAACAGCUGGCUGGAUUCCUUUCAAAUUCCCUUCUCCAACCCGCCUUCAAAAAUCUCUGACAAAACGCCGACACCAAUCAAGCCAGCGAUACCCAAAAAGCCGGACAACAUUUUUUUGUCCGGACUCUCGGACCCGGCUCCUGGUCACGGACCCCCAUCCAGGUCCAACCCUCAAAAACCAACAAUGUCGGCGUCGAGUCACCACCUGCAACCGAGACCCGCGCAGCAACCUGCCGCCCCGCAUGCCGACGAGCUGGCAAACCUGAGCCCUGGCCCUGCCGUGGCGAACCGCCGAAACUUUUUCGAGACACUCGAGCGGAAGAAGCAUCAAGGCGAUGCGAAGGCAGGCACCACCGCUUCAUCGGGGCUCCCGGCGGCCUCUUUGGCGUUGCCGCGGGGCUUCUCCAAGAAACCCGAGACGUUCAUGUUUCCGAAGGUGGCGUCGAGACCGCCGCGAGGGAGCGCUGCAGUCGACCGAACCGCCGACAGCGGCGGCGCCACUCUGGAUUCCCCGCGGGUGCCGGGCACCGAGGGCCAGGCCAGCCGCGACUCGUGCGAGCACGACUCGGGUGUCCUCUCCCAGAGUGAUGACUCGGCCUUCGGUAGCUUCGGCACGGGGACGGCGCAGGCACCGCAUGACUUGGACUCGCCCUUCGCCACGUCCAGCCCCCUGCCCGAUGGCGCCAAAAAACAGCAGAAGCAGCUGUUGACGAGGCUGCGUGGGCACGAGGCCUUGCCGGAGCGCGACGUAGGCGGGCGCGGGUGGUUCGAGGAGAGGGUUCUGGCUGUGCAGGCGCAGUUCGAGGCGAAGCAGAUGGCCAUGCAGGCGCUGACACUGCAGGUGAGCGAGCUGUGCGCUCGGAGGGACGCUCGGCAGCACAAACGCAAAAGGGCAACGCGACCACAGCCCCAGGGAGGGGAAGCAGUGCAUUGUGGGAGCUCUGCUGAGGAGGAUGGCAGAGAUGAUUGUGGCAAUAACAACGGCGAUGAGGAUGAUGAUGCAAAAGGGGAUAGCGACAGCGAGGAAAUCGCCCGCCUUGUGGAGACGUUGCUGGACCUGCAACGCGACAUGAAGCAUCUCUCGCUGGAGCAGGAAAACCUCAUUAGAAACGGACCCAAGGAGGUGGACACAUUUCGCCCGACCACCCCAGUCAACCCCAAGAAGCAGUUAUCGUCCACGCUUCCUCGGGCCAAAUCGUCAGACAACUUACUGGGACGUGGCGAAGCGCGGUUUGUCCAGCUGUCUCCAAAGACCCCGAGCUUCGAGGGCCGAGAACGCCACCCCCUGCCGGCAAGGCACGGGGUGCAGAAGCCACCGACGUCCGGCACCUACAACUCGAUGACCCUGCCGUCGAAGAAGUCACACGCGAGAGACGCCAACCGCAACCGCAGUCCGGAGCGCGACCACAAUUUAAACGUGCGCCUCGGUGGAGAUGGGGACUCGGCCUCAACCGUCGGCAUCACUCGCCGUCAUCAGCUGCUGAGCCCCCGGCCGUUCGCGAGCAGCGUGCAGACACCGCACCUCCGUCGGUUCUACGCCGACGUGGACGCCACGUCCCCCGCGGCCGGCGCCGGCCUCAACGGCAAUGACGGCAAGGGGGGGAUCUCAAACGGCAACGAGGAAUGGACUCCAGUGGUCGCCAGUCCCAAGCUGCGAGUUGGGACCGCGGCCGCGAAGAUUCGGUCGGCGAAGGCGGAUGGCAGAGGUGGCGGCGACGUGAAGAGGGGGGGGGACAGUACGAGCGGAAGCGGGCUCAGUAAACGCAACUCAAAGUCGACUCCGGACCUGAGCAGUGAAAACGCGAAUUCGAGGCAGCAGCAGCAGCAGCAGCAGCAGCCGCGACCAGGAACGCCACGCAAUGCAGGCGGGAGCACGCCGAGACGGAGAGACGGGAGGGACACUCCGGAACCCUUGUUGUCUAAAAGGAGAACACCAGGGAGAGGAGUUGACCAGUCACGCACUACGGGGACCGCUAUAAGCAAGCUGCAGUCUACUUCAUGCGCAUCGCUGGCAUCACUGCCUGCCCACAGUGGCGGGCGUGGAUCUGCUGCUCGCAAGAGGUGUGGGUCGAUGGAGGUGUUGGAUGGGGAGGGAGUAUCAAGCGAGGAGAGGGACUGGGACAGUCAAUCAACUGGCUCUUCCACAUACACAGGCCCCCGGCUGUUUGUGGAGCCGAGCAGUAAAACUAACCGCUCGCUGGUGCAGAAUGCGGUGUCGCACUGCUGCCUGGCUGGCAAGGUGAACGAGAACCAAAAACUGAAGGUGCUGCAGGAACUGGAGAUGUGCGACGCACCCCACUUCCUCAUUCUGUUCCGGCCGGGCGGCGGCUGGCAGUUCCGCGCGCUCUACGCGCAUUACCCGGAAACGGGCGCCGUGUGGCGGCUGUGCGGCCUGGGCCCUGCGAGCCUCACCGCUGGUUCGCUCACGGAGCGCGCCACCGCCCUCUACAAGUACAGUUCCGCGCACAAGGGCUUCCUGCAGCUGCCGGCGUCGCGCAGCCUGGGCCCGAGUGUUGAUGCGUUCACCCUCAAGCAGAACCAGGGCUUUGUGAGCGACCGCCGGAAGUGGGCAUCGGCCAUGGAGCUCGACUGCUAAACGGGGCCAGGGGGUCACAGCGAGGGGGGGGGAGGGGAGGGACGGGGUGUGCUCUGGCGGUCGCCUGAUGAAAGCAGGGUGAGGACAGAAGCCAGGGUACGGUGCCAUGGACCGUCGCUCGGUCGGCACGGUCAGUCCCUCUCUUGCCCCCCGCCGCCCAUCACCACUGCCCCCCCCCCCCCUCCUGCCAGGGUUUAUGUGGACAUUGUUGGCAGCUGCCACACACAGUGCCUGGUUAUUGCACAGUUGUGAUGUGUGUUGAGGGAGACGGACAGAUAUUUUGAGCGCGCGCAUGGCCUUUUUUUAAAAUUGGAUCAGAGGUAAUGGCAGCCAAGGGAAACAGGACAUUAAGUGUCAGGUAAAUAGGAGGAGAUGCAGUGGAUGGCCACGUAUAAAUAGGAUCAUCUUUUUUUUAAAGUCCCCACUGAGGAAGAGGCGCGAGUAUUGCAUUUGUGUAUGUGUUCUCGCACGCAUGUGUGCAGCAAUCCAAGGUUCGCUUCCCGCAGCAUCGUUGCUGUGUCUAUGAGGCAGGUUGGCUACAGCACACUCCGUUAUGUUCCUGAGACUCGCCUCGGUUAAGGUACCAUGGCCACAGAAAUAGCGGAUAUCAGUGGCCACUCUUGAAGCUGAGUGGUCAUGUAUAGAUGGGA
Molecule: messenger RNA, 4680 nt
Organism: Petromyzon marinus (sea lamprey)
Lineage: Eukaryota; Metazoa; Chordata; Hyperoartia; Petromyzontiformes; Petromyzontidae
Product: calmodulin-regulated spectrin-associated protein 1-B-like
Biological process (GO): negative regulation of microtubule depolymerization; cytoplasmic microtubule organization
Cellular component (GO): microtubule minus-end
Molecular function (GO): microtubule minus-end binding; calmodulin binding
Source: RefSeq, a predicted model, not a curated record